GUUUUUUCUUCACCUAUUUUAACAGGUGGUAAAUUUAGAAACAAAGGAAGAUGCCUUUUUUCUUUCCAUCUUUUUGUUGAUGGGCCUGUGAGAUUUUUUCUCUUUUGGGGAGCUUUUUUCUUUGACUCUGUCACCAUUAAUGGUGACAUCCUGGCCUCUGUGAUUCUUGAAAAGCUGCUUUAGUUUGAUUGCCUAGUGAAGACAGAUUUCUAUUAAGAAAAGGACUCUGUUUCUGACUUGGGUUUUCCUGUUUUGGGAUCUGAAUUCUGGUUCUUUUGAGUCCUUGGGUCUUGAGUUUCAAUUUGAUUUGAAUUGUGAUUGAAGAAUUUGAGAAAAUUGGCAUUGAAGGUGAGAAAAAUUGGGUUUGGGUAUGAUUGUGUAUAGUCAAUUGUUUGAUAGAAACAUUGAUGGUGGGUUUAUUUAUUAAUGACAUUAGGUUUCAAUGAUCUAUUAGGCUGAUCAUUUGCUGUUUCUCAAUUUAUUUUUGAUUGUGUGAGAGUUUUCACUUCAAUCUCUAGAAUUAUACUCCAUAAUCCAUGCCAAUUCUUAUGUCAUGAUGAUUCUUUUGUUAGGAGGUGGAGUCUGUUGUUAGGAGGUGGAGUCUGGUGACUGGUUUUACUCUGUACCCUUACUGAAGAAUUUUGUUUUCAGUCCUAGGAGGGCUGAUAAAUUGUGGGUUGGGCGAGUACUCUAGUACUGAAAGUAAAACAUGCUUUUGUAGGGCCUCAGACCUGUGGCCCAGCUCUAAACUUUAACUACUUUACUGUGGCUGGCAUAUGUUGUAGUCAUUGCCCAGCUCUUUGGGAAUACCCCAUAAAAGGAAAAAGGAAAAAAAGCUUUGGAAGUGAUAUGGCAGAAGGUGUUAGUGAAGGUAACGUGGAGGAGAGAUUUGGUGUGAAAAUUGAAAGGCGCCCUUCACAGUCUCGCUUGUCUGAUCUUGACAUUCGCUCUUGGCCCAAGUGGGGUUGUCCUCCAGGCAAAUUUUCACUGAAAUUCGAUGCAGAGGAAACAUGUUAUCUUGUGAGGGGGAAAGUGAGAGCAUAUAUGAAGGGAUCCCAAGAAGAGUACGUAGAAUUUGGUGCAGGAGAUUUGGUUGUGAUACCCAAAGGGAUGAGCUGCACAUGGGACGUCUCAGUGGCUGUUGAUAAGCAUUACAAGUUUGAUUACUAAAAAUGACUUACAAGUGUGCAUUCCAGACUGACAUGUAAGGAGAGAGCUGUUUCAUGUUACUAAAAUUGGCCUAUUGUCGUGACAGAUGGUCCUUCCAUUGUCAUUUGUAUUUAUUGUAAUAUCUCAGCAUUUGAAUUUAACAAAAACAACUGUGCUCCUUAAGUUCUUGGAUUUGUUUGAUUACAAAAUCUAGAUUGUACUACCUAAGUAGCAUGGUGCAUGGGGUAGUCAAGCCAUAAAUAUGUAGUAACUAGUAUGGUCCAUGUGGUGGUUAUACCCUCACCAGAUUCUUAGGAGUUACAUCCAUUGUCUUUUUAAAAAAAUAAUUAUUUGGGUCAUUUUCUCAUUGCAUAGGAGCAACACCCAUUGGAUCAUUUUUUUAACUUGGGCACUUUUCAAUCUUUUGUUUAA
This is a messenger RNA of Cryptomeria japonica (Japanese cedar), 1581 nucleotides long. RefSeq lists its product as uncharacterized. The record is from RefSeq and is a predicted model, not a curated record. NCBI's taxonomy places the organism in Eukaryota, Viridiplantae, Streptophyta, Pinopsida, Cupressales, Cupressaceae. The transcript has 2 exons. Bases 850 to 1170 code for a protein of 106 amino acids.